Molecule: messenger RNA, 1957 nt
Organism: Hemibagrus wyckioides
Lineage: Eukaryota; Metazoa; Chordata; Actinopteri; Siluriformes; Bagridae
Gene: sparcl1
Product: SPARC-like 1
Exons: 11
Coding region: 128-1957 (609 amino acids)
Biological process (GO): anatomical structure development
Molecular function (GO): extracellular matrix binding; calcium ion binding; collagen binding
Source: RefSeq, a predicted model, not a curated record
CUUUUCUUUAUUUGGCAGGAGCAUUGUGAGAGAUGGGCAGAGUUUCCCACAAGAGUCAAAUCUUCACACACUCUUCCUGCUGAGCACAUCAUCCCAUUAAUCCAGUCAUCUGUUCAUCUUCACAGAAAUGGAGGUCAAUCUUCUGUGCCUCUUCCUGUUGGCCUCAGCGUUAACUGUCUGUGUGCAAAGUGCUCCCCAUGAGAAGCAGAAGUCUCUCUACAGAAGGGCACAACAUUCAAAGGAGAAGGAUGAUGAGUUUCCAAAGAUUAAUGAUUCCAUUUUGCCAACAUUCUUCCCUUUUGAGGCUAGUAGCCCAGAACCGGGAGAUGAAGAUGUAAGCACAGAGAAGUCAAAUGGUGGUGAUGGAACCGAUGAAAUAUAUUCACUAGAUUUGGAGGAAUCAGAUGGAUGGGGCAUUCCUGUGCUGCUGAGUGAAGAGAUGCUUGCUCAGCUUAUAAAGGCUUCUGAGGAAGAACAGCAUGGUGUGGAGACAGAUGAGGAAGAUAGUGAUGAAGAUGACAUAGGAAAAGUAGUGGAUACAAAUGUGGAGAGCGUGGAGAUAACACCAAAGAGUAAACAUGGAGAGGAAAAGAAAAAGCAGCAAAAAGAGAAAGAUUUGGAAGAAGAGGAGGUGGGGAGUAGCACAGAUUCAGAGAUACCAGUAGAUUUAGACUACGCUGCUGAUAGCGUAUCUACAGAAAUGCGAAGUUCCAAGAACAAACCCUUAACUAUUACGUUUGGAGAGGAAGAGAAGUUGGGCAAUGAACUUCCCACAGUCAUGGAAGAUUAUGAUACGCAGCCAAAUGAAGAUUAUGAAGAUCCCAAAGAUGAACGGGAUGAAAAACUUGACCAAGCUAUGCCCACUGAAAAUCUCCAAGAUAAGCAGAUCCUACCAGAUGUUGAGACUGAAACAAGCAACACAGAUGAAGACCAUGAGAGUAGAGACUUUGAAGAAAAGACACCCUCUGAGGAUAAAGAGGAAGGGUAUGACACAAAUGAAAGUGUCAGCCAUUUUAAAGAAAAACUCCAAACACAGAGGGAGAGCAAGAGUCUGAGAAAAGGACAGAGUGACCAGGUUUUGAGUGCCGAGGUGACCUCAGAGCGUUCUCAAGACCAAGAGGCAGAGAUCACAUUCAAGAAGCGAGGGAAAUGGGCAUCCUUUUUGGGAAUGAACCCUGUGCAGAUCAGGGCUGCAAUGGAUCUUUUCCCCAGAAUCAAACCCACAGCUCAACCCAAAUCCAGAACUGGAGCCGAUCCAGGACAGGAAGCUUCAGUCGACUCAUGUGAGAACUUUCACUGUAAGCGAGGGAAGACAUGCAAGCUGAACAAUAUGAAGGAGCCCAGCUGUGUGUGCCAGGAACCUGCAGAUUGUCCUCCAAGUCUUAGUGGGUUUGACCAUGUGUGUGGAACAGAUAACCAGACUUAUGACUCAUAUUGCCAGCUUUUUGCCAUCAAGUGCAGCCUUGAGGGCAGCAAGAAAGGUCACAGACUACAUCUGGACUACACCGGCUCCUGCAAAUUUAUUUCACCAUGUCUGAAGACAGAACUGAUAUAUUUUCCACUACGCAUGAGAGACUGGAUGAAAAAUGUGCUGCUGCAGCUCUACGAACAAGAUUUCCUUACCGCCAAGCAGAGAUCCAGAGUUCAGAAGAUGUAUGAGGAUGAAAGGCGUCUCCAUGCAGGCGAUCACCCUGACACUCUCCUGGCUCGGGACUUUGAGAAGAAUUACAGCAUGUACGUAUAUCCAGUGCAUUGGCAGUUUGCACAAUUGGACCAACAUCCAUCAGACAGGUUCCUGUCUCACUCAGAGCUUGCUCCUCUGCGUGCUCCUCUGGUUCCUAUGGAGCACUGCACUUCAGUGUUUUUCCACCAGUGUGAUGCAGACAAGGACAAGCUGAUCUCUUUCAGGGAGUGGUGUCAGUGUUUCGGGAUCAAGGAUGCUCCCCAACCAGGUUAG